Messenger RNA from Xenia sp. Carnegie-2017, 1027 nucleotides. Its product is annotated as CD63 antigen-like. The transcript has 7 exons. The record is from RefSeq and is a predicted model, not a curated record. Lineage: Eukaryota; Metazoa; Cnidaria; Anthozoa; Malacalcyonacea; Xeniidae. Gene Ontology annotation, cellular component: membrane. The coding region runs from base 164 to 841 and encodes 225 amino acids.
GAUCAUAUGAUGAGUGUUUUUUUUGGUGGUACUUCAUAUCAAAUGACUUAACAAACAAAUAAGCUGUAAAACCUAUCGACCACGUCAUUGUGCUAUUGCCCGUGAAUUUGUGAAGAUUUUUGACAAUCCUUAAGAAAAUAUUUCUGAACAUUGCUCUUGCAACAUGGGUGUUGGUGUAAAGGUUGCUCAAACGCUGUUGGUAGCGUUCAACUUUGUAUUUGUGCUUAUUGGAAUUGGUAGUAUAACUGUCGGCAUCGUCAUACAUUUCAAGUAUAAUGAUUACGAAAAUCUUUUGUCAAAAGAUAUCGGUGCAGUGCCGAUUCUUCUGAUUUCUAUUGGAGGUGUGAUAUUCCUAGUGUCAUUCUUUGGAUGCUGCGGAGCUUGGAGGAAGAGUGUGGUUAUGUUGACCAUUUACAUCUUUCUUUUGUCGCUGUUGCUUCUCUUGGAAAUCGCCGGUGUUAUUUCUGCGUACUUCUUUAAAAGCAAAUUAAGAAAGUAUGUUGAGACAGGAAUGAAGGAUGCCAUAAAACAGUACAAUGACACCAAAUACCAAAAGGCCAUUAACAAAGUUCAACAAAAGUUUGACUGCUGUGGUGCAACAAAUUCCAGUGAUUAUAUAAAUCAGAAAAUUCCCAGCUCAUGUUGUAAGACACCCAUGAAUGUAAAUGGCACAUGUGAAUUUCAGUCAAAAGGUUGUGCUGAUAAAUUAUUUGACUACCUUGACGAGCAUCUUGCAAUUGUCGGAGGAAUUGUUAUUGGAGUCAUUGUUGUUCAGCUUUUUGGCAUCAUGUUUGCCUGUGCUGUUCGUCGUAAUGCAAAAGAAGGCUACGGCUAUGUCUAAAGACAUCUUGUUAUUUGUCGUGUAAACUGAUUUUCUAAAAGAGGAAACUUUUUCACUUUGUAAUUUAGCUGCUGGUAAUUACUAGUUACUGGUGUGAGAUUCUUGAUCUAUUGGAAUAUAAUACAUUUUGAAACAUAUUACUUUAACUAAUUACAUGAAGUUCAUUAUUGAAUGAUUUUCUUCCAA